Messenger RNA from Lacerta agilis (Sand lizard), 1085 nucleotides. RefSeq names its product quinolinate phosphoribosyltransferase (gene QPRT). The coding region runs from base 108 to 1013 and encodes 301 amino acids. Lineage: Eukaryota; Metazoa; Chordata; Lepidosauria; Squamata; Lacertidae. The record is from RefSeq and is a predicted model, not a curated record. The transcript has 4 exons. Gene Ontology annotation, biological process: NAD+ biosynthetic process; quinolinate catabolic process. Gene Ontology annotation, cellular component: cytoplasm. Gene Ontology annotation, molecular function: nicotinate-nucleotide diphosphorylase (carboxylating) activity.
UGUCAGCCUCCCACCCCUCAGGAAUUCAGGAAAUUUAUCUUGUGCAACCAGUUAGACAAGAGAAAAAGUUGCAGAGAGACAUUUUGGAUCCUGGCUAGUCAGUCUUCAUGGCCUCCCAGCCAAAUCUUUCACACCUUCUGCCCGCUGCCCGUUUGCGUCAACUGGCCUGUGACUGGCUGCGGGAAGAUGCUCCUGCCUUCGACUAUGGCGGCUAUGCUGUCGGUGACCGUCAGGAAUGUGCCGUGCUCCUCUGCAAGUCCCCAGGAGUCUUAGCCGGCUUCCCUUUCUUUGAGGCCAUCUUUGCUGAAGUUGGCUGCUCUGUAGAGUGGCUCCAUUCGGAGGGAGCAUGGGCAGAACCAAUCAGCCGGGUGGCGGAAGUGCGUGGGCCAGCCAAAGAUAUCUUGCUGGGCGAGCGGGUGGCUCUGAACUGUAUCGGACGGUGCAGUGGUAUUGCUACGUCGGCAGCAAAGGCGUGCCAAGCAGCGCGGGAAUCUGGCUGGCAUGGAGAGGUGGCUGGGACGAGGAAGACCACGCCAGGCUUCCGCCUGCCUGAGAAGUAUGCUCUCCUGGUGGGAGGGGCUUCUUGCCACCGCUACGACCUGGGGAGCCUCAUCAUGUUGAAAGACAACCAUGUGUGGGCAUCAGGCGGCAUCACACAGGCUGUCCGGAGUGCCCGGCGUGUCGGAGGCUUCGCCCUGAAGGUGGAGGUUGAGUGCCGUUCAUUGGAAGAGGCUCUCGAGGCAGGAGAAUGUGGUGCAGAUAUUAUCAUGCUGGAUAACUUUGCUCCGCAGGAGCUGCACCCCACAGCCAGUACGGUGAAGGCCUCUUUCCCUCGUGCGACAGUGGAAGCCAGUGGGGGGAUCACUGAGGAUAACGUGGCCCAGUUUGUGGGGCCCAACAUCGACGUGGUCUCCCUCGGUUGCCUCACCCAGUCAGCGAGAGCUGUGGAUUUCUCUCUCAAGAUCUGCCGGGAUCCGGCCUCCAAGCCGCCACUGCGGAAUUUUGUCUUCUGAGUCCUUAGGAUGGGAGACCCAGACAAGCGGCACUGCCAGGUGGCGAGAGGUUUGAUGUUGGGUGGUGGGGUU